Molecule: messenger RNA, 1441 nt
Organism: Esox lucius (northern pike)
Lineage: Eukaryota; Metazoa; Chordata; Actinopteri; Esociformes; Esocidae
Product: natterin-3
Exons: 3
Coding region: 21-1232 (403 amino acids)
Source: RefSeq, a predicted model, not a curated record
UGAAGGAGGAACCUGUCAAGAUGAGGCUGACUGUCCUGGUUGUCCUAGCAGUGUUGCAGCUCUGCAGCCCAGUCUUCCUCUCAGACCUGCAGCUGCAGCAAAUCUCUCAGGUGGAAGAGGGACAGGAUGCAUCCAGCAAUCCUAGGCUUAAUCCUCAGCUUGAAGAUGUUGUCCCUGAUCUGGACAUUCACAGCCCACCCAGGCUGACAGAGAUUUCAGAUCUAGAGCUCCAGGUUCCUGACUCCUUGUUAAUGUAUGGAGAAAACGCUAACCUCAAAUGGGUAAAAUGGGAAGGGUCCCUCCCUAAUGGUGCUGUGGGCAUUUACAAUGGCUACACUGAACGACAUGAUUACAUCUGCAAAGUGAACUGCCAAGCUGGCUUUUACACCACAACCAAAGGCAGUUUUUGCCAGUACCCCUAUGCCGACAAGGAGUAUUCCUCCUCCGAGUUUGAAGUCCUGGUCAACGUGGACGACUUUGAGUUUUUGGAGUGGAUCGACGGGAAAUACGGUGCUGUUCCCCAACAUUCUGUCGAAACCUGCCCGGGCACUGAGAUAUAUGUUGGCAAAAACAAAUACGGUCUGGGAAAAGUUGUGACCCAGCACGAAGCCUUUUUCCUGCCGUGGGAGGGCGAUGAGUACUGGUACAAGCAGUACCAGGUCCUGGCCAUCAACAGGGACUCCUACACCCAGCACAUCUCCCAUGUAGAGUAUGCCAUUGACCGGAUUGAACUGUUCAACCACCCUCCUGAGGCCUUGCAGCUCGCUAGGGUCACCAACUUGGAGUGCAACAGUGUGAAGAAGACAGUCUUGCUGGAGAAGACCAGCACUGUGGAGAAGACCUGGAACAUCGGCAGGGAGAGUCGCAACAGCUCCACCACUAUGACGGCCAAGGUGCCCAUUCUCAACCCGGACUCGGUGGACUUCACCAAGGAGCAGACGGUGAGUUUCUCAGAGGGAACCACCCUGGUGGAGUCCAUCAGCCACUCCAUCUCUGUGGAGCUGCUGGUCCCUCCCAACCACUACUGUGGCGUGAGGAUGGACGGCAGGAAGAUGACAGCAGACAUCCCCUUCACGGGUCGGCUGAGCCGGACAUACCACAACGGAGACACUCACUGGACCACCAUCACAGGGACAUAUGACGGCGUGAAGGUUGGAGAGGUGAACGCUGUGGUCGAGAGAUGCCAGCCCGUCCCGGAUGCCAUUCCCUGUAAUACCAGUGAGUCAGACUAAAGAGACAGAAAUGCAGAUGUAUUAACUAUGAACUCAAAUGCGCCCGUAGUGUCUUUUCAGUCACAAGGCAGAACAAUUAGAAUCCACGUUCACAAUGACUUCAGACUGUAAUAAACUGACAUAACUCAACAUUCAGAUCAAACAGCAAGUCAGUUGACAUUUUGAAGAAAAUGUAUUUUUCCAUGCAUGUUUGGACAAUAAAUAUGAUC